GGACAGGUUUUAGUGAUGCACAAGGAAGAAGAAUAUUAAAAAGCGUAUUUACAAACAGAAAGUUUUUGUCGACUAGCAGAAACAGCACCAGUUUUAAGGGUUUCUGCAACGAAACGGUUUUUUUUAGUGCAUCAUGAGUCACAUUAUAUGUAAAGGAUGAGUGUAUGGUUGAACUCGUGACCUUAUAGACAGGUUGAAGCAUGGCAGAUGAGGAUGGCAAAAUGACGCUGAGGCGCCUGGAAGCGCCCAUCCAGAAGUUCAUCAAAGUGGUGAUUCCCACUGAUCUGGAGCGCCUUCAUAAGCACCAAUAUAACAUAGAGAAGUUCCACAGAAACAGCCAGUGGGACAAACUGCACCAGGAGCACAUCAAUGCUAGCCGCACUGUGCAGCAGCUGCGCUCUAACCUGCGCGAGAUGGAGAAGUUGUGCCAACGUGUCCGCAGCGCCGAAGCACCCGCGCUGGAGAAACUCGUCCAGCCAAUCAGAGACCGCGCCUUGGUCGCCACUCGAGACUUCCUGCGCCUUCAUUCGGACUCUAUCAAUCAGCCAGGGCCACACCCACAACAGAGCGACAGCACAGACACUCACGCAGCCUCCGACUCAGCAUAUAGUGAAGAAGAUGUGGGCGGGGCCGAGUCACCCGUCACUCAAUUCCAAGUUCAAUUACCUGCCAUUCCAGCUGAACAAAAUGCUGCGGAAUCCUGGGACUUGUUAGAAGAGGAUCUAUUGGAGCUCAGUGGGUUAGUGAAUGAGUUCUGCUCCCUCGUGCAUGCUCAGCAGGAGAAGAUCGACAGCAUCGAGGCCAACGUUAGUUCGGCGGCGGCUAACGUGGAGGAGGGGACACGCAGCCUAGGGAAGGCAGCACGUUCCAGCCUGGCAGUGUUGCCCGUAGCAGGUGCAGUGGUUGGCACCAUCUUGGCCGGUCCACUUGGAUUGCUGGCGGGAUUUAAAGUGGCCGGUGUGGCAGCCGCAGUGGGAGGAGGCUUGCUCGGCUUCGCCGGAGGAAACCUUAUCCAACGCAAGAAGAAAGAAAGAGUUGAGCUGCAGCUUCAGCGCCUCAACACUAACCAUGAACACGAGCAUGUGCAAUAACACACCUGCUCUUGGUGAGGAGACUGGAAUCCUGUACCGACGCUGGUAUUUAUUCUACACUUAUAGAGUCGUACUGCUCCUCUCUCUCAACCCAGCUGCCUUAAACGGACUGUUUUUGCACAGCAAUUUCCAAAGAGUGUGUAGUAGUGUAUAUCAUGACCCGUGUUACUGACCCGACUGUCCGUCUAUGUGCCAUAUGGCCGUGGGUUAAAAAAUAAAAAAAAAGGAUCGAUCGAGCGGAGCCGGUUCACAGACAUCAGAGAUCACCGGGGGUGUCGUCGGUGUUGGGGUUAUAAAUGAUGAGCUCGAGUGCAGCACAGAUCUUAUCCUGUGAAGUGUGUGCAAGGAGUAAUACCAGACUAUAACGGUCAAAUAAUCACAAUUGGGCACAAUUUGUUCACUGUAGCAUCAUAUUUUAUCUCUUCUAACUUUUGAGCUGUGAACCAUUUGCUUUGUUUAUUAACCUUAGAAUUUAGCCAUUUAUAUUAAAGACGAAUUAGGAUUUCUUGUAGACGAAUUUUAUAUACUUUCUGCUUUCUAUAGUGAGCUAUGAAAACGCAUUAUUACACUACAGAUAUUGAUACGGAUAUAUGGACAGUAAUGUUGUUAAUCAGCAGUUUCGUGACAGGCCAUGAUUUCGUGACAGGCCAUUAAAUGGAGUUAACUAUUUCAGUGAAGUCAGUACAGAUCCUGUUCACUCGGGUUCAUCAGAAUCGUGUCUUUAAGGUGAAUAUCAUCAACACCAUCCAGACGUUUCCCGUUUGUGCCAAGAGCAUUCUAACACCUUUAGAACUGCAGCACACUUGCGUAUAUAAUAAUGAGCUGCUUUUGGUUUCCGAGUAUUCAGAAUCAGGACAGUUUUGUUUCUUUAAACCCUUGCUGAAACCAGCCAAACUAUUCAAGCUUAAUGAUCUAGAAAAUGAAACUGUAAUGUUGCCGCUCUGACAUUUGGAUGCUUGCUACAUUUACCAAUAACAGAUUCUGUAUAUGAUCUUUACAUAUAUUAUAUAUAAAUUGGGGGGGGGGGCACUACUUGAAACUGGGAUUUCAGCAUUUCUUUUGAUGUAAAUUUCCCAUCAUGCAUCAGUGCUAGCAGUAUCAGUAUAUAAAAGGUUGGUAGAGACGCUUAUUUAACAUGGAAGGACUGGCACUCCAGUGUCCGUGCUUCGGAAGAGUAUGUUGUUUUUCACCACGGGGAUGUCUUCAGGAUUUCUCUGAGACAUGUUGUUGUUGUUGUUGUUUGUUUACUUCCGUCCAGAGAGAGGAGGAAAGAGAGACUGGCGAGGGAUUGAUGUUUAAUAGCUGCUAUAAUGUAAGUGUCUCAUGGAGGAAAAAAACAAACUAUAAAUGGUUAUAAAAGCACAAAUUGUCCUUUAUGAAUAAAUUAGAAUUUAUAAUUGUGGUAUUAAAGAGGGUUGUGAUGCUACUGGAAAAUAAUUCAUUCCCCAGGGUAACCACCCCAUCCAUCCAUCCAUCCAUUUUCUAUACCCGCUUCAUUCCUAAUUAGGGGGUCUGCUGGAGCCUGUCCCAGGACACAUUGGGUGAAAGGCAGGGGUACACCCUGGACAGGUCGCCAGUCCAUCACAGGGCCACACAUAUAGACAGACCACCACACACACUCCUAUGGGCAAUUUAGAAUUACCAAUCAACCUAAUGUAUAUGAUUUUGGACUGUGGAGGAAACCAGAGUAAACCCACGCAACUUCACACAGAAAGGCCCCUGCCUGUUCGAACCCGGGAUCCGAACCCAGGAGCUCCUUGCUGUGAGGCAACAGUGCUAACCACUAAGCCGAUUUAUUCCAUAAUUAAUAUAUCUUCUAAUUCUAUUGUUUAAUUUUUCCCUAAAUGUCCAUGUAUCCCAACUCAAACUUUUUCAUCAAAGCAAUUUGUAAAACAUUCAUAUCAUAUUACUGACCAGCGUGUCCCCGAACUCCGGCGCUAAAAGCCUGACUCGUCUCUGCUUUAGAGCUUUGAUGACGAAGGCCACCAAGAAGCCAAAUCUAAUACAGAAAUCAAUUCACAGUGGGGUCUCCUCAAGCACAAACAAAAUUUCAAUGUUAUUUGAUCAAAGUCCUGUAGGAAUCGGGGGGAAAAAAGGCGAACAAUGACCUUUUUGGCUUUUUAUCGAUCCUCGUAUUUAGCGGAGAAUAAAACGGAAUUGUUUACAGCUUGGUGCUGGCGGGGGUUAGUUUGUAUGUUUAAUGUGCAGAGUGGCUGGAUGCUGCGGGUCAUAAUAAUAUUAAUAAAACACUAAUAAAUAGUAAGUUAUAAUUUUAGAUCUAGCAAGAAGUAUGCAUGGACACAAGUCUCUAAGUCAGCAUGAGAUCCUUUUAUUUAUUUUGACAUUGAAUGACCCUAAGUUAGGGUUAUGCUUUUUUUUUUUUUUUUUGGGAUAUUUGGGGAAGCCCCAUAAAGACACAGGCCUGAUUUGAGCUAUAUGUUAUCCCCCCACGCCUUCCGCACAACACACACAGGACUUCCCCUGUGUGUGUGUGUGUGUAGAUGGGCAACUGUGUCAGAUGCAGGGUGUAUAAAUGGAGGUGUGAGCUUGUUCGGCUGCCUGGAGAGGGGAGGGGCGUGGGGAAAGUCCCGGUGAAAACGCUGACCCGACUCAUGUCUGCGUCCCAGACACCCCACGCUUUCCAUGAUCAUAUAGACUGGAAAUGUAAGCCCAUCCUAGCGCCCGGCGUUUGCGCGAUAUCAUCGUAUCACUCGGCUGCUGUGAUGCCACGGGUUUCUGCCGUGGGCGGGAUGAUGUCACAACACAUCAGCGCCCACCUCUAGCCACUUCCACUUUCCUCAAAGUGGGCUUCGAGUGUGAGUUUAACCAAAAUAAGUCUUCAGAACGUUCCUCAAUGUACACACUAGUGCUGCUGAAGCGCGUGAGUCACUGUUUCCAUGUCAACUUCCUGCCACGGUUAAAUACACUCCUUGAUCUUCAAGAUUAAUUAGGGUGCAAAAGGAAAUCUUGCACACAUGCCAUCCUGUGCAAGUCAACAUGAGUUUGUAAAUAAUAAAAAGACCUCGAUUGCACUUGAUAUAAAACACAAAGACACUCUAGAUUCCUGUAAAAUGUUUUCCCUUUAAUUUACUUUUUGUUUGUUUCCAUUCCCCACUCUGAGAUGAUUUACAAACACCCUGUUAAGCCCCACCCCUUAUUAAGCCCCACCCCUAACCACUCCUCCUCAUGGAAUGGGCUGAUAUGAGUCCAGAUUUUAAACAAGCAAGGACUUAUGGGAGUCUGGAACUCCCACAAUAUGUAAGAAUACAGACUAAUUAUGUACCCCUGUGCACUCUCACUCACUCUUUCUCUCUCUCUCUCUCGCUCACACACACACACUACUGUAGACUAUAAAUGAAUGAGGGACACCACAGGGUUGACCAAACAGUCAUUUCCCAUAAUUCCCCAGGUCUUAGGUGUCUGGAUCCUUCCGGUGAGAACCAUCGAUGUUUAUCUUCUUAUUAUUCUUCUUACCAAAAAAAAAAAAAAAGGAAACUAGGGAUUUGAGGGGAAAAAAAAACAGAAAAAGAAAAACAAAAAACAACACUUAUUUAAUUUAGACGACUCGCCUACGGAGGACAUACAUAUUUACAAGCUUCAAAAAAAAAAAAAAAAAACGUAAAA
Messenger RNA from Hemibagrus wyckioides, 4715 nucleotides. RefSeq names its product syntaxin 17 (gene stx17). The record is from RefSeq and is a predicted model, not a curated record. Gene Ontology annotation, molecular function: SNARE binding; SNAP receptor activity. The coding region runs from base 201 to 1091 and encodes 296 amino acids. Lineage: Eukaryota; Metazoa; Chordata; Actinopteri; Siluriformes; Bagridae. Gene Ontology annotation, biological process: vesicle fusion; exocytosis; intracellular protein transport. The transcript has 8 exons. Gene Ontology annotation, cellular component: SNARE complex; autophagosome membrane; plasma membrane.